This is a messenger RNA of Lycium ferocissimum, 647 nucleotides long. RefSeq lists its product as uncharacterized. Bases 136 to 456 code for a protein of 106 amino acids. The transcript is spliced from 2 exons. The record is from RefSeq and is a predicted model, not a curated record. Lineage: Eukaryota; Viridiplantae; Streptophyta; Magnoliopsida; Solanales; Solanaceae.
UACAACCCCAAAUAUCUUAUCCUUUCUACUCGAGGGGAUAACAGAGCCUUUUUGUUCUUUCCAAAAUCAUUUCUCUUUCUAUUUAUGCAGUUGUGAAAAGUGACCCCCAUUCAUUUAUCAGAAAAAAAAGGGAAAAUGUUUGAACACAUAACAGCAAGUGAAAUAGCAGGAUUUGGGGUGGGCGCUUUAUUACUUGGCGCCACAGUUUAUGCUCCCAAAAUUGACUCCUUCAUCUCCACUUCUCAGCGUAGUUCACUGGGGAUGUGCAAAAGAUGUGGAGAUUUGAGGCUGAUAGCAUGUUCAAGCUGCAAGGGAUCUGGUACUAUUAAAGGAGGACCAUUAAAUUUCAUUCUGUUGGAGGACAAAUCAAAAGCAGGAUCCUCUUCUUCUUGUACUAAAUGUCAAGCUAGAGGACACUUUCAGUGUCCCGAGUGUUCUAAACUUAGUCAGGCUUGAUCUACUUUAUACUAUGUAAUCUUAGAUUCGUUGUGGAUGCUUCUUGGGAAGUUUCUUCUUUACUGUAUAGAAGAUAAAUGCUUCUGUGGUGGAAUCUGUCAAAAUUUCUUCAUAGACAAAAGUUAUACAAUCAGCUUGCAUAAUUGCUGUUGGGUUCUUGAAAUGUUAUAUACUCAUACUAUUAUAUGACA